Molecule: messenger RNA, 3010 nt
Organism: Caretta caretta (loggerhead turtle)
Lineage: Eukaryota; Metazoa; Chordata; Testudines; Cheloniidae
Product: cell adhesion molecule CEACAM2
Biological process (GO): B cell differentiation; B cell receptor signaling pathway
Cellular component (GO): external side of plasma membrane; B cell receptor complex
Source: RefSeq, a predicted model, not a curated record
AUUCGCUGACUUCCCAGGCUCAAGAAGUGAAUAUUCUGGUAGAGAGAGAGAGAGAGAGACAGGAAACCUCAGACUCAGCAAGUGGCUCAUAGAAGGCCCUGUUGUACAGUGGCGGCUGCAGAGUCUAUGUCAAGGAAAGACUACAUUGUACAAGCCAACAUGAGCCUCCAGCUGGCAAACAUCUUUCUGCCUUUGCUCUUCCACCUUUGUCUGCGUAUGGGAGCUGCAGAAAAUACUACUGUUGUCUUAGUGGUGAAUCAGAAGCCCCCUUGUAUCCGUGCAAUGGAAGGGUCAGAGUUCACCAUCGAGUGUACAUUCAACACAGACAAUAAUUCAAUCAAGUGGUUUGCUGCAUGGAAUAAAACCAGAAACAAUGUAACAGAAGAGGUGUGCAAUGGAACAGAUCGAAUCAUAUUAUCAGCAGAUAAAGAAAAGCGAUCUCUUUCCCUCACUGUGAAGAAAGCCGACGUCACAGAUUCUGGAACCUACGUGUGUGGGGUUGGGAACAAAAAUGGGAUAUCUCCUGGGAAUGGAACCCAAGUGACCAUCGAUGAAAUUACCGAUCUGAUGGUGAAUCAAACCCCAACCAAUUUCAGUGAUUUAGAAGGCUCAGAACUUACCAUGAAUUGUACAUUCAAGACAGUCAAUAACCACAGUACCAUGCGUGUGCGAUGGUAUAACUAUGGGACCGAGGGACUAAAGAAAGAGCUGGUGAAUGAGAGCGAUGUGAUGACAACCCUGCAUUUGGACAAUGGGUUUGCCUCUCUCACUUUGAAGAAUGCAAAUUCAUCUAAUACAGGAACCUACAUCUGUGAGGUGGGGAUCACAGCAAGGAACCUCUCUGGGAAUGGAACAGGAACCCAAGUGACUAUCGAGAAUUUUCCCAAGCUGACGGUGAAUCAGACAUCAGUCAAUAUCGAUGCGUGUGAAGGGUCAGAUCUCACCAUGGAGUGUAGAUUCACGGUAUUGAAAAAUCACAACACCUUGUAUGUGAAAUGGUAUAAACAUAACGGAACUGGGGGAACGAAGAAGGAGCUGAUGAGCGAAAGAGGCUGGGGCUCAGCAGCCCUGGCUUUGGAAAAGGGUUUUGUGUCUUUCGCUCUGAAGAACGUGAACGUAACCGAUACAGGAACGUACGUGUGUGAGGUGGGGAGCACAGCAAGGAACUGGUCUGCAUCAGGAGCCGGAACCCAAGUGACCAUCACUCAAAUUACCGACCUGAUGGUGAAUCAAACCCCAACCAAUUUCAGUGAUUUAGAAGGCUCAGAACUUACCAUGAAUUGUACAUUCAAGACAGUCAAUAACCACAGUACCAUGCGUGUGCGAUGGUAUAACUAUGGGACCGAGGGACUAAAGAAAGAGCUGGUGAAUGAGAGCGAUGUGAUGACAACCCUGCAUUUGGACAAUGGGUUUGCCUCUCUCACUUUGAAGAAUGCAAAUUCAUCUAAUACAGGAACCUACAUCUGUGAGGUGGGGAUUACAGCAAGGAACCUCUAUAAUAAUGGAUCAGGAACCCAAGUGACUAUCGAGAAUUUUCCGAAGCUGAUGGUGAAUCAGACCCCAGUCAAUAUCGAGGUGUCUGAAGGGUCAGAUCUCACCAUGGAGUGUAGAUUCACGGUAUUGAAAAAACACAACACCUUGUAUGUGAAAUGGUAUAAACAUAACGGAACUGGGGGAACGAAGAAGGAGCUGAUGAGCGAAAAAGGCUGGGGCUCAGCAGCCCUGGCUUUGGAAAAGGGUUUUGUUUCUUUUGCUCUGAAGAACGUGAACGUAACCGAUACAGGAACGUACGUGUGCGAGGUGGGGAGCACAGCAAGGAACUGGUCUGCGUCAGGAGCCGGAACCCAAGUGACCAUCACUCCACAUGACCAAUGGCUAAUGAGCUCUUACAUUGUUGCUGGAGCUGCGGCUGGGACAAUUCUCUUCUUGCUGGUGCUCGGUAUCCUUUUGUGGAGAUGGAGACAGUGCUCCAAAGAACCACUUCAAAGCAGGUCAGAGGCAGAGAUGACUCAGAUGGAGACGUCUUCCCCUCCACCAGCCGAUGAGGUGACUUACGUUGACUUGAACUUCCACAAAAGGGACGCAAAAGCAGAGGAAGAUGUUGUUUACACGGAAGUGAAGAUACGGCCAAAACAGAGAGAUGACAAUGUCAUCUAUGCAAAAGUCAACCCUCAUCAUCGCUAGGGGAAGAGCUAGUGGGAAUUAACAGAGGGGUGACCAGUAUUUCACGUCUGUUAAAUGCAAGUCUCCAUGAAACAACGAAUUAGCUCUUAGUAAAUGAUGGUCCUUGGAGAUCAAAGUCCUCUAGUUAUGAACAGAACAGGCAGCAAUGCAAGAUUCCCUCGUUUCCUGCUCCACCAACAUGCCUCAACUCUGAUGUGGAGAGACCAAUUCUGUGAGCAAAUGGCGAGUUCUUCUAACCCACCUACUCUUGGCCUAUGUGCCGUGAUUGUAGCCAGGAAAUGGGCCGGGCUGUGGACAGUGGUUCACUAGGAACUGAGUCGAGACCAGAAAUUCAUUUAACGAACUCACCAGCCAUCAGAGUGUUGCAACUUUUAGUUGCUAUUUACCAGCACUGUAUUUGAACAAGUGACCGAGAGCCAAGCCCUUGAGCCACCCAAGUAUGGAAUAUGUUGCCAUCUUGUUGCGGGAAGCCCUGUCCUCCAGUGAAGGUGCCAAGUGUGCUGAAUGAGGAAGGAAAAGCCUCCGAAGAGCCAUGCUCCCUACACUGAAGAAUGUACAGUAAUGCUGAAAAUGCUCAAGAGCAAUUUCCCAUACUUUCAUGAAUAAGACUGACACGAUUGUUUCAUCUUUCUAAGCACAAAGUAGGUUUCUCUGUUGGGAGUGAAUUAAGCUUCCCUGGAUUCCACCCACUUAAGAGCCAAACAACAACAAUAUGAAUUGCUUUGCAAGCAGAUUUUAAAUAUUAACUAAAGCUUUUACAGCAAGUUUAGCUCAGGAUUAAGUGUGUGCAAUUGCACUGAUAUAAAUGGAGUUAUACCUACUUACA